UCGUGAAAUUGAAAUCAAAGGGCAAAGGUUUUCCUUUUUUGUUUUUUUAAUUUUAAAAGAUGAAAAAUGAAAAGAAAAAGGAAAUGUACCCUACGGUUUCUCGCACUUUUGUUCACUCCCCACCCCCACCUUCGCCACAGCGCAUACCGCCGCUAACCCACCGGGAAUUUUCUUUCUUCUCCCUCGCUCUCCAGCGCCACCCACACCAACCUUACAUUUUGUUGCACACUGCCACGCCCACCUUUGAUUUCUAAGGGUUAGUGAGCUCGUUCUUUUGCUAAUGGCGUCCAAACUUCUUAUUCGUACGGGAAAUUCUUUCAUGAAUCGAUUACGAUUAAGCUCAGCGCAUCAGAAUAACAGGAUUUGGGGUAGCCAAGCUCUGUCCCAUGGCCAUGGCGUUGAAGUCACUCCGAUGCUUUUUCCUUCAGUCUCUAAGCACCAGAUUGCUCAUCCUUUGCAGCAGAAUGACACCGAAUCGUUGAGGCAGCUCCAAUCGGAAGGCAUUUUCUUUCCUUUUGGGCUUCCGUCGCUCCGGUUCUUUCUGCCUGACGGAGAUGCUUCUUCAACACAAGAACCGAUGCUCUUAUUUCCUAAAAGGACAUUUCAACCUAGCACCAUCAGGCGAAAAAGGAAUCAUGGUUUUUUUGCUCGCAAAGCAACCAAGGGAGGACGGAAAGUUAUUGCUCGAAGGAUUGCAAAGGGGCGCUCAAGAAUAACUGCAUAAUAUUCAUCUCAAGUCAUGUCCAUUUAAAUUGCCCUGCCAAUAUCUGGUUGUGUUAGUUUUUUAAAAUUUAAAAUUAACUCAAUAGAAUGGUAUCACUGGCUGAAUAAUCCCCCCUUUGUCGGUUUUCUUCUUAGGCCUCGGAAUACAGUCUGUAUAACCUUCCAUAUUGAAGUUUCAGUUACUCUUCAUUUUUAUUUCUUUCUUAACUCAGCUAGAGAAUAGUUUACUUUUGGUUCAUGGUUGCUGUUGAUGCUGGCUCCUGAGCAAAUAAACAUAACCCAAGUCUGUGAAUGUUGCGAAAAAGGAAGAGGAUGUGAUUUUUUAAGUCA
Molecule: messenger RNA, 1053 nt
Organism: Cucumis melo (muskmelon)
Lineage: Eukaryota; Viridiplantae; Streptophyta; Magnoliopsida; Cucurbitales; Cucurbitaceae
Exons: 3
Coding region: 281-724 (147 amino acids)
Biological process (GO): translation
Cellular component (GO): mitochondrial large ribosomal subunit; ribosome
Molecular function (GO): structural constituent of ribosome
Source: RefSeq, a predicted model, not a curated record